Molecule: messenger RNA, 684 nt
Organism: Bufo bufo (common toad)
Lineage: Eukaryota; Metazoa; Chordata; Amphibia; Anura; Bufonidae
Gene: NDUFAB1
Product: NADH:ubiquinone oxidoreductase subunit AB1
Exons: 5
Coding region: 57-506 (149 amino acids)
Biological process (GO): fatty acid biosynthetic process
Cellular component (GO): mitochondrion
Molecular function (GO): acyl carrier activity; acyl binding
Source: RefSeq, a predicted model, not a curated record
AAGUCACUCUAUUCCCCCUCCACGCCGCGGUGCAGUGUGGGUAGCCGCUGUCAGCCAUGGCGUCCCGUGUCCUCUGUGUGUGUGUCCGCUCGGCGCUGCGCCCCCUGCCCCGGCGCUCCCUACCUGCCCUGAGCAGCACCGCCUGCAGGCAGCGCUCUUCCCUGGCCAGGCCUGCAACCAACGCCCCGGUCCUCGCCACACAGGUCUCUGGCUCCUUAUAUCAGUCAUGUCGCCAGUACAGCGGCGCUCCCCCCCUCACCCUGGAGGGCAUCGCCGAAAGAGUUUUAUAUGUAUUGAAGCUGUAUGAUAAGGUUGACCCGGAAAAGCUUUCAGUCAACUCCCACUUCAUGAAAGACCUGGGUCUGGACAGUUUGGACCAAGUUGAGAUAAUAAUGGCAAUGGAGGAUGAGUUUGGGUUUGAGAUUCCUGAUGCCGACGGUGAGAAGCUGAUGACGCCACAGGAGAUAGUAGAUUACAUUGCAGAUAAAAAGGAUGUAUAUGAGUGACGUGAAGUCCAUGUGUCAGUUCCUCCGUUCAUUGUAGCUUGGCUGGGCGUGUUGUGAUCUCGCCUGCAUGCCGUGGCCCCGUGGCUGCCGUCGCCACUUCUUCCAGGAUCCUGUAUUUAAACUGUCUGAAUGUGUUGGCCUUUAAUAAAUGUAAAAACACACAAAAGACAAGACACCA